GGGCGCUGAGGACAGAUGAUGGCGUGGAGGAGUCGAGCGGGCAGCUGGGCAGCAUGGAGCGGGGCAACAGGGGCGAUUCUCCCCCACCCCGGGGCACACAGAGGGUUUCUCCUCCACCAUCAGCAGAGAUGCGGCUUCCGCAAGGUCGCCAAGAAGGCGGAGCCAAAGAAGGAGGCGGAGCAGGGUGAGCUGAUGCAGAAGAGGUCCGUGGCUCCUCCAUUAGAACCGCCCACCCCGCAGCUGCCCGAAAGGUCAUUCAGGAGACUGGUCAAGCCGCUGGUGUUCACUGUGGGGUUUACAGGCUGUUCGUUCGGCGCGGCGGCGAUUUGGCAGUAUGAAAGCCUGAAGUCUCGCGUUCAGAGCUACUUUGACGAGGUCCGAGCUGAUUGGCUGGAUAAACUGCGACCACAGAAGCAAGGAGACUUCCGCAAACAGGUGAAUCAGUGGUGGAACAGUCUGAGUGAAGGCCAGAGAACUGUUACAGGUAUCAUAGCGUCGAACGCGCUGGUGUUCUGCUGCUGGAGGAUCCCCUCUCUGCAGCGCACCAUGCUGAGAUACUUCACCUCUAACCCCGCCUCCAAGACGCUGUGCUGGCCGAUGCUGCUGUCCACCUUCAGUCACUACUCUCUGUUCCACAUGGCCGCCAACAUGUACGUCCUGUGGAGCUUCUCCUCCAGCAUCGUCAACAUGAUGGGCAGAGAGCAGUUCCUGGCCAUGUACCUGUCCGCAGGGGUCAUCUCCACGUUCGUCAGUUACGUAUGUAAAACGGCUACAGGCCGGUUAGGACCAUCACUGGGCGCGUCCGGGGCUAUAAUGACCGUCCUGGCGGCCGUCUGCACGAAGAUGCCUGAAGCUAAACUGGCCGUCAUCUUCCUCCCCAUGUACACCUUCACCGCUGGAAACGCGCUGAAGACCAUCGUUGCCCUGGAUACGGCUGGCCUGAUUAUGGGAUGGCGCUUCUUCGACCAUGCUGCUCAUUUAGGAGGAGCGCUGUUCGGCAUAUGGUACAUCCUGUACGGUCACGAGCUGAUCUGGAAGAACAGAGAACCGCUGGUGAAGAUAUGGCACAACUUCAGGACCCGCGGCCCCGGAUCCAGCUCCGGCUCCGGGGGCAACGGCUCCAUCUAGAGGAGUGUGAGAAAGUGACAGGACAAGCAGCCACAGCAAGAGAGGAGAGGAGAGCAAACGGACCACACGCUCUUUCACACACAUACACACACACACACGUUGUACAGUGAUAGGUCCACUCAGGUAAAUCUUGAAUUGAUUGACCCAGACUCCGCCCACUAGUGUGCUCCUGAUAUAAGGUUGGACAAGCUUUACGGAAAGAUCCCGUUCAUUUAGGCUGGGGUUUGUAUUUGAGACAUCAUGUUGAGCACUGUGGUCUUUCAGCUACUCAAAAUCUUCUGUGUCCAGAUGUCAUUUUAUAACGAGAUGGGGGCGACCUUGAGAGGUUUGAGGCUGAAUGUAGACUUAUCAGGGUGGGAACAAGCUGAGUGUGAAAUUGCUAAACCAGUCCAACAGCUCAUGAAGGCCGAGCUCACAGCAGGGGGCGCUGUUGCGCUUGUCAGCACUUUCCAACUACCGUUAGCUCAUGGAUGUAGUGUAUGUAGCUGAAAGGUACCCAAAAAGUCCAGUUAAGCAUGCAGAUGUGAGCCACACGUGCAGAGAUCGCAGUAAAAAUAAGCUUCUUACAAGCGAAAACAGCUCCGAUAGCUAACGAUAGAGGGCUAUAAGAAUAUGGGGGCGGGUUUAUUGAGGGGGUGUGGUUAUAGAGGGGGCGGACCCUUAUUAGCGGCACAAUCCAGCACCAGAAGUUUAACAAGCUGUCCCCAGACGUGUAUUCUCGUUACAAGGUCACAUCUGUCCCCACGAGACUGAACAAAACUAUGCACAUUUGAAUCAAUGACAGAUUAGCCAUCGUGCUAAUGUUAGCUCAGCUACUGGAUAAAAAAUUCGGUUGAACGGGAUUUUUAUCAGUGUUCUGUAAAGUGUGUCCGAUCAUACAACAGUAGCUACCAGGGACGCGAGGGGGCUCUGCAGCACCCCCAGAUUUCGGGAUUGUCUAACUGCUAAAAAUAACAGCAGACAAAUAAAAAAGAGCAGAAUUUUUGAACGUUUUGAGCACCCGUUUGUAAAAUGGAGCAUGUAUUUUUGUUUUGUUUAUAGAUGUUCAAAAUCUGCAGUAGCCGUGCGCGAUUAAGUUAACGCUGCAUUCUGGCUGGAGUUGUGAGCCCUGAAGCCGCUUAACGCUGUUUAGAAAAACGUAAAAUCUUCAACGUAUUCGUCUUCCACUCAUAUCCAUAUACUUCGACCAUUAUAAUAAACUACCGCUAGAUAUGCGCAUGUAGCUUGAAUAUAGGGGCAACAAAAGCGGUUUCCCACCUCAUAUCACCAAUCUGAUUGGUUGAUGCUCAGGUCAUUUGCAUAAAGUUUGUCCAGUAAGAGAGAGCAGCUGUCGUCUCUCGCCGAACAAUCCAAAUGAAGGAAAUGAAGCACACGCUGUCUAGCUGGACGUCUUGUUGGUCACGUAAAUGCUGCUACAAAUUUUAACACCCCCUCAAAACGGCGUCCCGCGUCCCUGCUAGCUAUGAAAGAACACAUUUGUGGGCGGGGCCUGGAGGGGGAACUCGAACCUCCUUUAAUUCGGAGCGGGCUCUUUCCGAGAGUCUGUUAAAGAGGCUCUCGGAUGGUGUAUUUUGGGAUUUGGUGGUAAAUUUUCUCCUGAGCCGCCGUGCGAAGUAGCACCUCCCCUCAGAACAGGAGACUGAGAUCGUUUUUAGAGCAAACCCAAAACUCUAACCAGUCACAAUGAGGUCCAGCAGGAUCGUCGGCGCUAGACCUGCAGGCCAGACCGCACUGAACCUGUACAGCGAAGUAAAUGUUGUAGAGUCUGCAGAUUUGUUUUGUUUUCUUUGGAAAUUAAUAAAAUGUUUAUUUAA
Colossoma macropomum (tambaqui) is the source of this 2942-nucleotide messenger RNA. It is a transcript of the gene parlb, whose product is annotated as presenilins-associated rhomboid-like protein, mitochondrial. The transcript has 10 exons. Gene Ontology annotation, cellular component: membrane. Gene Ontology annotation, molecular function: serine-type endopeptidase activity. Lineage: Eukaryota; Metazoa; Chordata; Actinopteri; Characiformes; Serrasalmidae. The record is from RefSeq and is a predicted model, not a curated record. The coding region runs from base 16 to 1128 and encodes 370 amino acids.